GCGUGUCUAGUCAAGCGCAGUGUUCCGGGCAGGCAGCGAGAGAUCAACAUGUCAUCCCCGAAGUCCCCAGAGGAUCAACAGAGCGGCGAAGAUCGCGGCGAUCUCUCCGGGGAUCUUCGUAGCGUCCUGGUCACCAGUGUGCUCAACCUCGAGCUGCUGGACCAGGAUCUCUUCAGAGGAAGGCAUUACUGGGUACCUACCACCCAGCGGCUCUUUGGAGGUCAGAUCGUGGGCCAAGCUCUGGUAGCUGCAGCCAAGUCUGUGAGUGAAGAUGUUCACGUGCAUUCUCUGCAUUGCUACUUUGUUCGGGCAGGGGACCCAAAGGUGCCAGUGCUGUACCAGGUGGAGCGGACACGAACAGGAGCAAGCUUCUCAGUGCGCUCUGUGAAGGCCAUACAGCAUGGUCAACCCAUCUUCAUCUUCCAGGCCUCCUUCCAACAGACCCAGCCCAGCCCCGUGAUGCACCAGUUCUCCAUGCCUGCUGCGCCCCCACCAGAAGAGCUGCUGGACCAUGACACCCUUAUUGACAAGUAUUUAAGUGACCCUGACCUCAAAGAGAAGUACCGAGUGGGGCUGAACCGAAUUGCUGCCCAAGAUGUGCCCAUUGAGGUUAAGCUGGUGAACCCACCCACUGUGGGCCAGCUGCAGAGAAUGGAACCCAAACAGAUGUUCUGGGUGCGAGCUCGGGGCUAUAUUGGGGAAGGAGACAUCAAGAUGCAUUGCUGUGUGGCCGCUUAUAUCUCCGAUUAUGCCUUCCUGGGCACAGCUAUGCUGCCCCACCAUUGGAAGUAUGAGGUGAAAUUCAUGGCCUCACUAGACCACUCUAUGUGGUUCCAUGCCCCCUUCCGAGCUGACCACUGGAUGCUGUAUGAGUGCGACAGUCCCUGGACCGGUGGCUCUCGAGGGAUGGUCCAAGGGCGACUGUGGCGUCGAGAUGGGGUCCUGGCUGUGUCCUGUGCCCAGGAGGGUGUGAUCCGAGUAAAGCCCUGUAUCUCAGACAGCAAGCUGUAGCCAGAGGUACCAGCUUGGCCUGGAGCUUCAAGGACCUUCCUUCUACCACCAUUCCUGAGGCAGGAGUUACAGU
Molecule: messenger RNA, 1084 nt
Organism: Castor canadensis (American beaver)
Lineage: Eukaryota; Metazoa; Chordata; Mammalia; Rodentia; Castoridae
Gene: Acot8
Product: acyl-CoA thioesterase 8
Biological process (GO): acyl-CoA metabolic process; fatty acid catabolic process
Cellular component (GO): peroxisomal matrix
Molecular function (GO): fatty acyl-CoA hydrolase activity
Source: RefSeq, a predicted model, not a curated record